Molecule: messenger RNA, 246 nt
Organism: Cylindrotheca closterium
Lineage: Eukaryota; Bacillariophyta; Bacillariophyceae; Bacillariales; Bacillariaceae
Source: the annotation of a GenBank genome assembly
AUGGCCAAGAAGAAGGACGGAGAAUUCAAGCCCAAGGCUGCUGCCAAGAAGGGAGGAGCCCCCAAGAAGAAGAGACCCCUCUCCGGUUUCAUGAAGUUCAGCCAAGAAAAGCGUGCCGGUGUCAAGGAAGAGAAUCCCGAUCUUACCUUUGGUGGAAUCGGAAAGAAGUUGGGUGAAAUGUGGCGUGCUCUUACCGAUAAGGAAAAGGAGUCGUACAAGACUGCCCCUGCUGUCGUCAAGGAUUAA